CGGAAGCGCUCCGCAGCGACGCACAUGAGACCGGACUGACACUGCACACCGCUGGGUGGACGGAGCUUGAUCCUUGAUCCCCCCCUCCCUCUGUGUUUUGUCUUUCUCCUCGAUCUAUGUCUCAUUCAGAGAAAAGUGGACGUUUUUUAUUCUCCUCAGAGCGCACAGCCCGCCGUCAGCUUGAUUUGAAAUAAACCAAGGUUUAAAAUGAACGAAGGACUUGGGAACAACUUGACUCAACUCUAUGACAACUGGACAUUUUACAACUCCUCCCUGGAGUCCGUCAUACCCAGGAGUAACAUCACCUAUGUGGGAUUUUACCUUCACCAGCCAUCCACAGCAGCCAUCUUCAUCGUGUCCUACCUGCUGAUCUUCCUCGUGUGCAUGGUGGGAAAUGGAGUGGUGUGCUUCAUUGUGCUGAGGAGCAAAAACAUGCGGACUGUCACCAACUUGUUCAUCCUGAACCUUGCUGUGAGUGACCUCCUGGUUGGGAUUUUCUGCAUGCCCACGACGCUCCUUGACAACAUCAUCACAGGAUGGCCUUUUGGAAGCCUGGUCUGCAAAAUGAGCGGCAUGGUCCAAGGGAUCUCAGUGUCAGCAUCUGUCUUCACUCUGGUCGCCAUCGCUGUUGACAGAUUCAGAUGUAUUGUCUACCCAUUCAAGCAAAAGCUGACCAUAUCCACAGCCACCUUGAUAAUCGUCAUUAUCUGGGUUCUGGCCGUAUCCAUCAUGUGUCCCUCUGGGGUGAUGCUACAAGUGACCAAGGAGCACACCAUUCGGGUGUUACUGGGCUACGACAACAAAACAAGCCCGUUUUAUUGGUGCAGAGAGAACUGGCCAAACCAGGAGAUGAGGAAGAUUUACACCACUGUCCUGUUUGCAAAUAUCUACCUUGCUCCUCUGUCCCUCAUUGUGAUCAUGUACGCACGGAUUGGCAUUACGCUUUUCAAAACAGCCGUCCCAACGGGAGGAAAGCCGGGCAACGACAACCGCCACACUGUGUCAAAGAAAAAGCAAAGGGUGAUUAAAAUGCUUCUUAUAGUGGCUCUGCUUUUCAUCCUCUCCUGGCUGCCUCUGUGGACCCUCAUGAUGUUAAGCGACUAUGCCAGCCUGACUGAGCAGCAGUACAGAAUCAUCAACAUUUACAUUUACCCCUUUGCCCACUGGCUGGCCUUCUUCAACAGCAGCGUCAAUCCCAUCAUCUACGGUUUCUUCAACGAGAAUUUCCGCAGAGGAUUUCAAGCCAUUUUCAAAUUCAGCCUGUGCGCGGCCGACGGACAGCGGAGGAAAACCUACUCGCACAGGCUGCAGGGAAACUCUGUGCUCCCAGCUAACAAUGCACAAACCUCCCUAGAGCCCAUUUCCCUCAACAGCUUAGAUAAGAACACUUCCAGGCGUCUCAACCAUGUCACUGAGCAGGACUUGGUCAUGGAGGACCUGGAGAAGGCAUCUUGCAGCAGCGGAGGUGUGACAGCAGUGUCUAUUUGAGGUGACAUGUAGAGACAGUCUUCUAGGUGAUAAGUAAAGGUGUUCACACUAAAAAAAACAAAAAAACAAAAAAAAACAGGCCUCAUUAUUGAAAAUAAAGGCCUCCACUGUGUGAUAAGUCAGCCACAAGGCUCAACUGAAUGCAUUUAAAUAAGCCUGAACACAUUUAAGAAGCUGACACUUAUGUUGAAUUUGCCAAGGUAAUUUUUUUAUCGUCUAAUAAAAUAGUCAAAAAUGGAAAAACACAAAUCUUUCCUUUCGACUGUUUUUCACCACUCAAAAAACAGUUAAUCCAGCAACAGUGUUCGCUUCUGAAACAAAUGAAAUUAACUUUAAAUUACCAACUUCAAAAGCGAACACUCAUCCUGUGUGAGUCUUUGCUUAUCACCUUUAAGGUGCACAACAUAUGUUGCACACAUUGUGCUGUGUUCUAAACGGAAGCAGGCUGCGCUGUUGGAAUUGUGCCUGUCAACAAAAGGAAAACAGAUCUCUUUGGCGGGUGCAUCAUUAAUCCGUAAGGAUUGGUUGAAAUUGCAUUGAUAACAGGCUACUGUCCUGCUCCACGACAUACGGUACCUUACAAAACCUGUAUGUAUGUAUUAAUGUUUAAAGAUGCAUCAGACAUGUUAUGUACUUUUGAUGUUUGCAGAGAAGAUUUCAAAAGAAAGAUUUGACACGUUAGAUUGAACAACCUUCUCAGUAUUAGUCACUUCUAUUGAGAAUGUAAAAUGAAGUCAUAUCACCUUAUUAAGAAAUCAGAUCAUUUCAAAAACAACCUGUUUAAAACUUCAGAGGCCUCAAACAUCAAACUGAAGAAAGACUCUUUUAGUUACCUUAAUCAUAAAGCACAGUUGUUUUUCAUGCCCACAACUGUUUUUACAUUUCAGAGAACCAAACUCUGCAGAGGCAUACUGAAUUUAAGAAACUGAUGAAGGCUUUCAUCCUGUUAAAUCAUCCUGUCAGCAGCUUGGCUAACAGACUACAGAGAACAAACCCAAGUUCAAGUGAUAAACAAAGGUUCCCUAAGCAGCAGACCAGCUAGAGACUAGGUUGCAUUGUCAAGGGCAAGUUAUAUUCAGUGAACUUUAAAAGUAUGUGGUUGUACAGCUUUUUAGGCCACUUAUAUUACUUAGAUUACAGUAUUAAACAUGUGUGCACUUUGUUUUUUGGAGUUACUUGACAAUUUUUUCAAUUCUUCACAAAUAUUAUAUAAUUACAAGGAAAUAUAGCAGUCUAAUGAAGACAGUUGGGCAGUCACUGUCAUUUCAUUGCCUUCAAAGAAGAUCUUUUCAGUCUGUCCAGAAAGUUGAAACCUGUACCACUGGUUUUGUGUCUGAAUUACAGGAUAAAGUGGUAUCUGCUCCUGCCACCUUGUCCUUUUUACAAAAAUCCAUGAGGCUUUGAAAGCAUGCCAGUGACUAAUCCUGUUGAUUAAUGAGUUAAUCAUCCCUUGGUAUGAUUACUGCCAUGUCGAAGACAGGCAAAAGCUGUAGAAUCUGUCGCCUGCAGCAGUUAACAUGUCAAUCAUAAUAUUUUGAUUUAAUAUUUAUUUCUAUAAGUCAAUGUGUACAGUGGCAGCAUUCUCAUUGACAUUUUCUGUCCAUAUGCAGUAUGGCAGCUGCUGUAGCAGAAGCGGCUAAAUGUCUCGCCAUCGGCACAAUUUCCUUCUAAUACUCUGUGGAACAAUUAAUAUGGUAAUGAUUUGUUGAAAAAGACUAACCCAAGCCAUUGUUAGUUGCAUCAGCCAGUUAAAAACUUCCCCUAGGGAUAAAAUGAUAUCAGAUCAGAAAGGCAGGAAACCAGAUAAACUGUGACCACAAAUGUAAAGGGCCAGUCCGGCAGGUCUCACAAAUAAUAACGUGAUUUUAUCAGUUUUCUCAUUCGGGCUUGAAAGGCUUCUUCAUUCAGAGCGCACAGGGAACCUAUGAUUGUACUGUACGUGAGGCAUAUACUGUACAUACAAACAGACUCUUCAUCCAUGCUUUUACUUUGAAAUCUGCUCUUCAAACACGUACAUAAAAUGUAACAAUUCUGAAUUUAAUCUAAUUUAUUCAUGAUAUCUCAUGAGCCUGUUAUGAAUGUGCCAUGUAAAUCUCAGAUGACAAAGUGUUUUGCUGUCAUUUCAUUUUUUUUUUUAUCUCUCUAUGAACAGUCUUGUGCAGAUAACCCAUGUGGAAAAUGGGAAAAACAGUUCCUGCAUUGACCCUAGAACAUGCAUUGUCUGCUGUAAGUGUAUGUCACUAAGUCUGAAGCUUAGAUUACGAGUGAUGAUGUGAAUCUGUCUUUGUGGGGUAGUGUACUGAACAAUCUAUGAUUAGGUAUUUUACUAACUUUGAAUCUCUUCUGUUGGCAGAGAUCAUUUUGAAACUUUAAAUGGCUGAUUUAGAUGUAAAAAUUGUGUAAAAAAAAGUGGGGGGGGGGGGGAUCAUUAGCAUCAGUACGACUAACCUGGAUGCACUGUUGAGGAGCAGUCUAAGGCCGUCAUGUGCUAGCUCUAUAAGCAGUCUCUUCUGAAAACUGACAACGUGCCAUAUAGUAUAUAUACGUUUGUUUACAAGCCUGUGGUACAGUUGAGGGGUUGUAACGAGUGGUAUGUAACUGGACGUGUGAUGAGAUCCGUUUGCUCCAUCACACGUUCUACACAAAUGUGAAAACAAUGGCCGCUCUUGCCAAUGUUUCUUGUGUUGCAAGCAGAAAUUCUGCGGCCUGCGUGGUAACUGACGCUUUUUGACUGCGUCCAAUUUUCUCGCUAGCCGCUUGAUUUAAAGCUGCUGUCAGGGCAAAGCUGCUCUCAUUAACCCGCAAUUGUGUUUAUAUAUUGUGAUUAUAAAAUAAGCAGCAGCUUGAUGGCGACUGCUAGUCAUCAAGGUAUGAGCCAGGAUUCCAUUUCAUACUAAUUAUCAGACAACAACAACAGCAACAGCAAAAAAAAGUAAGUGUGAACAAACAUGUUGUACAUUUGGCUGCAUUGCAACACAGAGCAAAUAAACUAAACAGAGGUUUUGCCCUUCUGCCUCCCUAGAAUUAUGAGGACAAAGUCAGAAAGUAAUUCAUUCAUCAUUCAUCAUUAAAAAUUCAUUUAAAGUGGAUGAAUACAUAAAUAGUCAUUUAUAUACAUUCCAACCUUAACAGCAGAUUUUACUCGUCUGAGUCUCUGAGAGUUCUGCACUGCUAAUGCUCACACUGGGGGGACAAAUAUGUCUCAGCUAGCAGUUAAUGGUGACACUUGUCAUAAGUGGAUACCUAUAAUCUUCACAGGUUGUCCACUAAGAUUCUCCAGGUCAUUGGAUAUCUGGCUCUUUUAACACUUAUCCAAAUGGCUGCAUCCUGUCUAUUGACUGAAAGGGCCUUAGGCACUUUAACCCGUGUGUCACUUUGGUGUCACAUGAGAUUUGCUGAGGUCACACGGACACAUAUGAGACUUAACUGAAUCACAUGAUGAGGAGUUAGACCAAGACCAGCUUAUAUAAAAAAAAAAAAAAAAAAAAAAUCUGUGAAUUUAAGAAAUAGCACAGGGAUCACAAAACAACUUCCUCGGAGGACCUCCAACAUGGCACCAGACGAGAUAGCCAAGAGUUUUUUCUAACACCUGUUAGCCCCCAAACUGUAUUCAGUUCUUCGUGCUUAUUCUGCUGGGCCAUGUUUAUGUGCCCUGAUCUUGACCUCACUGCUGAAAGGAUUCAUGGCUUCCCUUUCAGUGUGUCUGACACAUACCGAAGAGAGGCCCCUAUGUGACCCUGAUUUGACUGCUCCUUGUUGAACACUUGUAGUGAGUGUUCCCAGCUAUUAUACAUCAUGAGAGAUUUUACUUUCCCGUGAUUUCCUGACUGACUGACAGUCUGGAGACCUUGUUCAUAUUAUCUGGUACAUAUUUAGAUGUAAUUCCUAUAAGCUACUGAGCAUUCUGAGUGCAUCCUUAAGUGAUUUUCUGUAUGCUGCAAAGCACUGUGAGCCAUAGGAGUUUGAUAGCAUGUCUGGAGUUUGAUAGCAUUUAAUUGAAUCUAGACUGAAACUGAGUACUGGAUGUACUUUGUACUGGAGUUUGAUAACAUUUAAUUGAAUCUAGACUGAAACUGAGUACUGGAUGUACUUUGAUUUAGCUUUCUGAAAAUUUAAGAUGAGCUUGAGAUAUUAGUUAUUUUACCAAAUUAGAACAUGGGUCCUAAGUGGGACCAGCAAUCAGAAACCCAGUCUCACUGGGGAAAUGUUAGCAUGUUUAAACCCUUUCGAUCAUUUGACAACCUAAGCCAGACUAAAUAUAUAGAGAGAAAGAGAGAAAAAGAGAGGGGGCGGGGGGAGAGAUGCAGCCAGAGGCCACUGAUGGAAUCAAACUGAUGCUGCUGCUGAGGACUCAGGACACAAGCUCUACCAAGUGACCUGAUCGGGUUGGGUGCCCCCAAUCAUUUUCUUUUUAACUCAGUGCUAAUAAAAGGCAUCAGUAAUUACUCAUGUGACAGCACUGAGGUUUAGUGCCCUGCUUUAUUCACAACUUCAGCUUGUAAUUCAGCAUUUCUACAUUGUGAAACCAAAAAUUGUCAUUUAAAUGAAAAAAAAAAAAAUGUAAUUUUGUUGUUUGUUUUCUAACAGCGGUGGCAUUUUCCCUGGAUUUUAAGCAGCCAUUUGCAUUGAUUUAUUCCUGCCAAAGACGUCAGGGGUAUCUACAGUAAUUUAAAACACUACAAGGCUCAAGAUAGCAUUUGGAACAUUGCUCGUGAGACUUUUGGCACAGGGAAGAUGUUUAAGUGUAACACUGAAUGUAAAGAAGUUGUACUUUAUGGUGCCUGUGGUGAAAAAAAUGUUGUUUUUUUUGUCUGCUUCAGUUUUCAAGUAUGUAAGUAAGGACUAAUUACUGUGAACUUUCUUUGGGACCUAGAUACUACUUUUGUUUAGUCUGCAUGUGGAUAUCUUGUGUACUAGCAUGUGUGGUUUUUGUGUCUUCUCCUACAUGUUCUGAAAUAAUGUUGAACAAUUUUUUUUUUAAAUUUCUUUGUUGGACACAAAUGCUGGCUGCAGGUUUUGCAGGACGCAAUAUCUUAUAGAGAGUGAGUUAGUUAAUGGUGUCCUAUUUUAUUUGUGAAGGGCUAUUCAUCACAUUAUCUCUUACCUCUGUGAUUGUCUGCACAAAAUAUAAUUACAUGGUCUAUAGUCAGGGUUCUGAGCAUCAACAAAGGCUUUGUAAUGCCACUGCUUUGUGGCGUUUGGUUAAUUAAUAUUUUCUCUGCAAAUAAUCUGCUGUAAUUUGCUAUACAACAAGGGGAUUUUGAAUUUAAUUACUAAAGAUAAAAAAAAAAAGAUUAAAAAAAACGGCUGUGCCUCUGGGAAAAGGCAAACUCUCUUAAUGAAAUCAAAUUUCAAAUAAAUAUUACACAAGCUCUCUGAUACAUUAUGAAUAACACUGUUGUGGCAGCAUUUACAUACAGUGGCUUUAUUAGGUUUGCCUGAUAGAGGCAAUAAACUGAACAUGAAAUUAAGGAAAAGAGCAUUUCUUAAGCAUGUUAUUGUGUCUAUGCUACACACAGCAACCCAACAGUUUGAGAACAUACAGUAUGUUGUUUCACAGCUCUGUAUUUAAACACUGCAGUUGAGCUGUGCUGACCAGGGGGUGUUGUUUUGGUAGUGUGAGACAACGACAUACAGUCAAGGAAGUCCAGCUGGAGUAACAGAUUUAAUUUCAAUGGUUUUUAGCACCCACAGACACACUCUCUCAAACGCUGGAAUUGAUGGUUUGGAGGUAAAAAGUAGAAAUUCGGUCACCCAGUGCCAUGUGACAUCGUGUUGAAGCAAAAUUUGAGCCUGGGCGACCCUGCGUUGUCAUCCAAGCUGAACAGACUCCUUUUCAAAUGAAUGAGAAGCUGCGUUUUAUUUUCACACAGGCCCCAAGUCGGUCUGAAUGUGGCCUUACAAUGUUUGCUAAAAAUAAAAAGAAAGCGCAUUUGCGGGAGAGAACUAAAGGGUAACUGACUUUGCAGUGAAAUGUAGAGGGGCCAUCAUAUAAGCAAUGCACAAUGAGGUGUUCUGAUUCAGAUGAGAGCAACAGACGAGGUGGAGCGUGGAAGAAGCAUUUCCUCCACCCGCCUUGUUUUGUUCACAUAUCAGAACAGUUCAGAGUGGAUCAUUGCUCUUUUAACGUGGCGAGUGACCAAAGAGAAAGGUAGCUUGUGUGUUUGUAUUUGGCUUAUUGUUUGUUUUGUCUAUAGGAGCUUGCCUGUGUUGUAUUUUAAUGACCUUCUAGUUGGGCAUCUGCAGUUAAAUAAAUCUUGCACACUGAUUUACACCAGCAGUUAAACCAUUAUAAAAACCACAACUCACGUGAUGCCCAAUAUUUUAUCGUAAAUGGGAAUUUUAAUUGAGUAAUUUAACAAGCAUCCACUGUCAAGUACUUAUUGAAAUAAAAUAAAAUAUUCUGAAUGAGGUGAACAGUCAGUCCAUGUUAAUAUCAGUGAGUGAAUCAUCCAGGUUGUUUGGAAGCAGAAUAGAAUAAAAAGCACCACGCCUCCUGGUGACUUAUUCAGGCCAAAUCCUCUUUGACAACCUAGUAGACAACUCUGGAAAGCAUUUAUGAAUUUGCUAGAGAAAUUUUCACUUUCUCAAAUGAAAUGCUGACAUCAUUUGAAAUCUUGGCCAAAGCAAAAUAAACAUCCUAAAAUGUAUUGCACGUUACUGCAGUUUUGCUCAGAAAUGUGGACGGGACAAACAAACGUUCAGUCAUUGAAAGAGUUUUUUUUUUCUUUCAUUAUCUGAGAGAAGGUCAACACAGCUCCACUGUAUAAUUCCUACUGUUGCUGUAUUAUGUAUUUUUUAUAAAUUACAAGGUUAUUCUGAUUUUAUUUUAAAAUUGUUCUGUUUCUGAGAAAAGUCCCCAUGUGUCAUUUAUGCCCAGGGGAACAAUAAGGCUGGGCGUGAGAUCGUUCACUAUUCAGUCUACCCAUUGUUUUUUGCCAAGCGGUGUCCAGUUGUGCAUUGAGAAUUAGCACAUACCAUAACUGUUCUAGUGAGCGAUUUUUGACUCAAGUUUUUUUUUUUUUUUUUUAAUAAAUCUCUCCUGCUUUCUUCUCAGUGUGCCAAACUGUAAAGCUUGGUAUUUGCUUUCUGUCUUUGUAUGUUCCUGUGUAUACACUCAGUGAGGAGAAAAACAGACCCCUGUUUAGAACAAAAUUGAACCACUUUUGGUCCUUAGGAAAGCUCUGAAGGAUUGAACAAAGCAAGUCUCCCUUAACAUCCAGGUAACAAAAAUGUAGGGCUGCAACUGAUGAUUAUUUUCAUAAAUGGUUAAUCUGCCAAUUGUUUUCAUCAAUUAAUCCUUCAAGCCACCAAAUGGCAAAAAGAAAUUGUGGAGCAUGGCCAUCAAAAGUUCUGGGCCCAAAGUGACAUAUUCAAACUGCUUCUUUUGUCUAACCAGCAGUCCCAAACCCCCCAAACCCUUCAUUUACUAUCAUAAAUGACAAAGACAAGCAGCAAAUAUUCACAUUUAAGAAAAUGUUUCAUUUCUCUGCUCACUGAGUGUAUUUCCUAUUUGAUAAUAUGUACAAUAAUGAAAAAAAAAAACUAUUGCAGUUGUAUGCUUUUAAAAAUUGUCAAGCUCAAUUCUGUCUUGCCUUUGUUAUCAAGAGAUAUUUCAAUGUGCCCAAACUGUGAGCGGGAGCAUAUAUGUUAUUGUGAACAGCAAAAUGUCCUAAUG
Acanthopagrus latus (yellowfin seabream) is the source of this 9166-nucleotide messenger RNA. RefSeq names its product neuropeptide FF receptor 2a (gene npffr2a). The transcript is spliced from 4 exons. The coding region runs from base 208 to 1488 and encodes 426 amino acids. Gene Ontology annotation, cellular component: membrane. NCBI's taxonomy places the organism in Eukaryota, Metazoa, Chordata, Actinopteri, Spariformes, Sparidae. The record is from RefSeq and is a predicted model, not a curated record. Gene Ontology annotation, biological process: G protein-coupled receptor signaling pathway; regulation of MAPK cascade; regulation of adenylate cyclase activity. Gene Ontology annotation, molecular function: peptide binding; opioid receptor binding; neuropeptide receptor activity.